Molecule: messenger RNA, 1833 nt
Organism: Linderina pennispora
Lineage: Eukaryota; Fungi; Kickxellomycota; Kickxellomycetes; Kickxellales; Kickxellaceae
Exons: 3
Coding region: 1-1833 (610 amino acids)
Source: RefSeq, a predicted model, not a curated record
AUGAGCGCAUCGCGCUUAUCUCGAGCAGGUGAUCUCGAUCAAAAUCAGAUGAUCAAAUUCAACGACCGCCAUCACGUGAGCAUCGGUUUGAUCGCUGCUUGUCGGCAAAUUCGUUGUUCCGCUUCAGCACAGCCAGGCAGCUAUCCGAGCGCCAGAAGGCCUGCCCUGGUAUCAAGGGGUAGUUGGAUAGCCAUUUGUGCAACAGACAUGGAUUGGGCUAGUCCGCGAUAUGCAGUCACCAACUCCGUGUCAAGCGUGGGCAACAUUUGUCUUGCUCGUUUCACGGAAUGUCCUUUUGGCCUUCAAUAUUUUGUGCCCAACAAUUUCUUAUUUCAAACCCGUCAACUGUGGCUGUUUGCGCUAUACAAGUCUGAUCAUCCACAGCCGCUGCACGUUAAAUAUGCUGCCUACUGGCUGCAGCUUGCGCCUGUCGAUUCACUGGAUCCCUUGUCAGCUACGAAGGAUGGGGCGAAGAGCAUCCUAGCCAGUAUCAAAAACCAGACUGAGACUGCGGUCCGCAUGGAAUGUUUGUUCCACACAGAUUGUUUGCAGCUACUUUUACCCACUCCCCGUAGAUCCACAGCAUCCCCUUCUAUUUUCAUCCACAUUCUCUCCAAGACCGUAAUCCCUUCACUCGUCCUCGCAGCGUCAGCUGUGAAGGCUAUGCCUAUCCCUGGCACUGAGGAUUUGCUGUCUGCUACUAGCCCCAACUCGUACAGCUCUUCUCUUGUUGUCUUUGGCGACAGCCAGAGCGAUAAUGGCAGCACAUAUCACUACAGCAACAGCUACAUGUGGAACGAAUACAGUGCCAAACUUUUGAAUUUGAACCUCGAAAACUGGGCCAUUGGCGGUUCCACCAACGACAGCAAGUUCGUCCCCGGCUACGGCUGCACCCAGCUGAUCCAAAGCACCACCGACGUGGUUGCCUACCUGGGCGGGCUUUCUGACGGCAAUAUCGACAUGCAAGGCUUUGUUGAUACCCUGGCCAACAAUCUGUUUGACAACGUGAAAAAGCUGCUGGAUGCCGGCUACCCGAAUAUCUACCUGCUCACCAUGCCCAGCUUCGAUGCGAUUCCAGCAAUCGCUGAAUACGGUGUCACUAGCCUGGGCCAGACACUGGCACCAAUGUUCGAUACGGCGUUUCGCAGGGGCCUGAGGAGCCUGUUCUGGACGCAUGGCUCGCGCUCCUUUGGAGUCAAUCUCUUUGACCUUGGCUGCGUUUAUGAUCUGAUGGCCAAACCAGAGAGUCUUGCCGCUCUGACAUCACAACGGGCAAUGACUGGUGCAUCACUUACGCCAAGGACGGCUCUGAGAUCUACUGCACUGAUCCUGAUACCCGCUACUAUUACGACGACUUCCAUGCCUCGGGCCGCAUCCAGUACAUGCUCGGUCUCAUUUUUACCAGCAUUGUCCGCAGCCCGUUCUUCAGACCAGACAUCUGGAACCUGGCGCUAUCCUGGCGGCAAAGUACAAUGUUGCCAAGAGCGACAACAAGCACAACAUCAUUGCCAGCAGCCCGUGAGGUAUGGCAAUAGACGCCACAUGCACUGUCCGCAUCUAAUACAAACAGCUAGUACAUGUGGGCUGGAACCCGAUCACUGGAAACGCCCUAGACAUAAUAUGCGCCCGGUAUACAUGCCACGCAUACCGAUUGCUCGGGGCCGAGGGGACCGCUUCUCGAUUUGUUAUGUACUCGUUUCGAAAUCACGCUGGGCGGAUGAUCGGCGGCCUGAUUUCAGGCUCGAUUUUCAGGCAGCUCUUAUCCCCAUUAACGACAGCGCGCUGUUUCCAUAUGCCGCGUCAGGAGACAGUCCCCGUUUCCCUCCAGAUUAG